Molecule: messenger RNA, 1482 nt
Organism: Fraxinus pennsylvanica
Lineage: Eukaryota; Viridiplantae; Streptophyta; Magnoliopsida; Lamiales; Oleaceae
Source: the annotation of a GenBank genome assembly
AUGGGUAUAUCUAAUUGUAAGCAUUUGAGAUUCUGUGGUCUCCAUUUGAAUUCUCUGGCCAGCAAAUGUGUGGCACUGGUGGUCAUUGCUUUGGUUCUUAGAGCAGUUUUUCUUCCCAUGUUUAACAAGAACCUAUUUGCAUUUGACAAUGGACCAUCCACAUUGAAACGAGAAUUUCGUAUUGAAAAGACAAAGUUUUUGGAGGUUCCUCAAAUCAUUUGGGGGUUAAACAAUCAGAAAAUUGCAUUUGCAAGAGCUGCAUUAACCGCAAGAAUGCUGAAUAGAGCACUUUUGAUGCCUAGCAUGAGCGCGUCACUAUUUUAUAAAGAAGUUGAUUUGCUGCAACCUAUUUCAUUCGAUAAGGUUUUCCAAUUCGAAAAAUUUAACUCUCUUUGUAAGGGGUUUGUCCAAUUGGGUCGUUAUUCGGAGGUUUCCAACCACAGUGAUGUUUUCAAACUUCAAAAGAGGAGCGGAAGGAGGUGGACAGUUGAGAAAGAUUUAGAUCAGUUAGGACAGUUUAGCAACAAUCCAUAUCACAGGUAUGAGAUCAUUCAGAUUGUUGGCAAGAACCCAUUUUUGUGGCAUGAUCAUUGGCCAGUUAAAGACUACGCGAAGAUCUUUGAAUGCCUAGUUUUGGUGGAAGAAAUAUCAAGAGAAGCUGAUAAGAUUGUUUCCAAGAUUAGAGAGAUUGGGUCGAAAGAAAUCCGUAAAGUCGGGCCGUCCCAAAAUGUUGUUGAUUCAGUGCCUUAUGUAGCAGUCCACAUGAGAAUAGAAAGGGAUUGGAUGAUUCACUGCAAGAAGCUGGAACAAAGAUCAAAUAUAAGUGAAAUUUGUAGCAGUAAGGAGGAGAUUUUGGAGAGAGUGGGAAAUAUUGUCGGCCUGAAAACUCCGGCUGUAAUUUACCUAGCUGUGGCUGAUACCCUUCUUGAAGAUGACUCUAUACUAACUGGUUGGAAGGAGGGAUUGCUUCCUCUUGAGAAGAAAAAGUUAGGCGUUGUCGAAGUUUACGAGAAGCACCCGUAUCUCAUUCAAUCAGCCAUUGAUUAUGAAGUUUGCUUGAGAUCUGAUGUGUUUGUUGGGAACAGUUUUUCCACAUUUUCCAGCCUUGCUGUUCUUGAUAGAACCCAGAAGAUGAUCAAAAUGGGUGCUAGGAAUAUCUGUGGCAUGGAAGCUAAAUGGCCUUCUUAUUCAUACAAUUUACAUGGGGAAUCAAGAGGGCCCCGUCCUUGGGCGACGAAUAUGUCUGAUCUUAAUCUGCAAGCAAUUAGUUAUGGCGGUAAGUUCAUAGUGGCAGAUGACGGAGGAGGGCCAGCCGAGGCUGCAAAUGGCUUGCCGCGGCUGCCCAAUGCUAUUGGGCUACCAGGCCACGGCAUGCAGGGAAAUCUGCAUGCUGCCGCCCCUGUGAACUUCAUGCUUAAACCCGUUUGUGGACCACUUUUCACUCCAAUUCGAUUGUGUAAUUAUUUAUUUGAAUGGUUGUGA